Messenger RNA from Cyphellophora attinorum, 780 nucleotides. RefSeq lists its product as uncharacterized. Bases 1 to 780 code for a protein of 259 amino acids. The transcript is spliced from 2 exons. The record is from RefSeq and is a predicted model, not a curated record. NCBI's taxonomy places the organism in Eukaryota, Fungi, Ascomycota, Eurotiomycetes, Chaetothyriales, Cyphellophoraceae.
AUGGGCAGCCUUCCUCCGAAGCCCACGAUCGUCUGGAUCAAUGGGUCCUUCUCGCCAGCAUCAUUCUAUACUGACGUGGCUGAUGGGAUACGAAACCGAGGUUACGACAUCGUGGUAGACACACUGCCCUCUUCAGCGCGUACACCGCCCGAGAAACCCGCAACAAUGGAAGAGGAUGCAGCUUACUUCCAUGAUAUUGUUGAACGACUGUGCGACGAAGGCAAAGACGUUGUGCUAGCAAUGCACUCUUAUGGUGGUGUCGUGGGAUCAGAGUGCUCCAGAGGACUUUCGAAGGCUGAGCGUACAGCAGCUGGACAGCGCGGCGGUAUCACACAAUUGGUGUUCGUGACCUGCGUGGUACCUGAUGUAGGCGUGUCCCUGCGAGAGGUGACGGCCAGCGGGUCUUCACCGUGGCUGAUCCUUCGCGAAGACGGAUACAUGGAACAUAUUGCUGAAGAGAGCGCGGGGACAUCUUUCUCGGGCCUGCCACAUGCUGAAGGAGUCGCGUGGGUGAAGAAAAUGCCACUGCAUUCGCUCGCAAGCUUCGAAGGUAAGCUCACGUAUGCCGGGUACAAGCACAUACCGUCGUCGUGGAUUUUCUGUGAGCAGGACAUCAUACUGCCACCCGAUUUCCAACGGUCAUGUAUCGAGCGGAUCGAGAGGGAGAGCGGAAGACAGGUCAGAGUCUACAGACUCGCGGCAGAUCACUGUCCAAACGCAUCAGCACCUCGGGAGUUGGUCAAGGCCCUCGAUGACGCGGUGGCAGACUUCGAGAAGUAA